CUUUGUCAUCAAAAUGGCGGUUCUUGAUCGAUUCCGAAAACGUCGAAAAGUUUUCCAUUAGUUUGCGUGAACCGUUUAAUCAGAAAUACAGAGAAAAAGUAUAAUCACGGAGUGUUGAAUGACCAAAGUCAGAGUGGACGAUGUCUAAACGUAAACUUGAGGAUCCGACCCCAGCUGAUGGGAUCAAGAUUUUCAAAAAGGAAAGAAAUCUUUCAAGCAGUGAGUCUGAGGAAGAACUCUCCUCUCCUUCCUAUGCAAGCUUCCUUCACUUUGAUCAAAAACCAGUUUACAGUGAUGUUGUCAAGAAACAAAUGGAAAGAAUGGGUUACAAGGAAGGAACAGUUCUUGGAAAGUCAACUCAGGGGCAAUCAAAACUUCUAGAUCACUUCAAAAAAGAACAUAGCCUUAAAGAUGAAAAGCCUGCUGUACAGGAAAAUGCCUCUCAGCCAGAAUCAAGCUACAGUGACUUUGCUCAAAGACAAAUGGAAAACAUGGGCUUUGAACCUGGAAGAGGUCUUGGGAGAUAUGGUCAAGGAAGAGCUGAUAUUAUUGAGGCAUCACAACAACGAGGAAGGCGUGGUCUGGGCUUUAGAGUUGAAGGUUUUGAUGACAAAGAUUUUACAUGGGAAGAGGAAGAAGAGGUGGUGAUAGAGGAGCCUAAAGCUUGCAUUCCAUCUUGUACCAGACCCCCACCAACAAGAGAGGAGAUGGAGGACUGGAUCACAGUUAGCAAGAAAAAAACAACAAUUGAUAAUGAAAUUCAAUUCUGCAGUGAGGAUGUUCUGCUGGAGAUUCUCAAGAGCAAGACUGUAUUUGAUGCUCUUGUUGGUGAUGAGUUUCUGAAAGCAAGGACUCGAGCCAAUCCAUAUGAGUUUAUCAGAGGAGCCAUCUUUCAAAACAGGGCAGCUAUGAAAAUGGCCAACAUGGAUUCUGCUUUUGACUUCAUGUUCACCAGCCCCAAAAAUGACAGAGGGAGAGAAGUGGUUGGACCCAAUGAGCUGUUGUACUUUGCUGAUGUGUGUGCAGGACCUGGUGGGUUUUCAGAAUAUGUGCUGUGGCGUAAAGGUUGGCAAGCCAAAGGAUUUGGCUUCACCUUGAAAGGUGACAAUGACUUUAAGCUUGAAGAGUUCUUAGCAGGGACACCAGAAACAUUUGAGCCACAUUACGGUGUUCAUGAUGAUGGAGAUAUCUUCAAUGAGGAGAACUUGGUGGAGUUUAGAAGAUUUGUGAUGGAGGCAACUGAUAAUAAAGGAGUUCAUUUUGUGAUGGCAGAUGGGGGAUUCUCAGUUGCAGGACAGGAGAACAUCCAAGAAAUUCUUAGCAAACAGUUAUAUCUGUGUCAGUUUCUUUGUGCACUCUCCAUUCUAAGACAAGGUGGCCACUUUGUAUGCAAGGUGUUUGAUCUCUUCACGCCAUUUAGUGUUGGUCUGGUAUACCUGAUGUACCGUGUCUUUGAUGAGUUGUAUGUCUUCAAACCUGUGACCAGCAGACCGGCUAAUUCUGAGAGGUACAUAGUGUGCAAAGGUCUUCGUGGCAACAGUCAAGCUGUUCAUGAGCACAUGUUUAAUGUGAAUGUUAGAAUCAAUAGAUUAAAGGUUGAGGGUAUAGAGGAUGUAAAUGAGAUUGUCCCAUUGCAUAUUUUGAUGGAAGAUGAAGAAUUCUCCUCAUAUAUGGCUGAGUCAAAUGACAAAAUAGGAAGGAUACAAGCCAACUCACUGAAGAAAUUAAGAGCUUAUGUCCAAGACACAACGUUAAUGGGGCAUUACGAUCAGGGAGAGGUCAAGAAGAAAUGUCUAGAAAAGUGGAAGAUUCCAGAGCAGGCACGUGCAGCUCAUAGAGCAGCAGAUCCUGACGUCAAGUUUGAUGAACUUUGGAAGGGUAUUGAUGACGAUCAUUGUUUUGAUGCCGAAGCUACGAUGGUGACAUCCAAGAACAUUCAGAACCUUAAAUGUCUGUACAAUUACAAGUGCUUUGUAUCUGGAGGAGAAAGAUUUUUUAUCAUGGGUCUUGGGCGCAGUAACGUCUACAAGUGGGAUGGCAAACCAAACUUCCGCAGCUCAAUAAGAUGGCAUAAGCUGGAAAAUUUUAACUUGGAACUUCCUCGCGACACUCUGAUUGAAGUGGAAAUAGUGCAAGAGCUACGGGGAGAGGGCAAAGGCCAGAGGAGGGCUGCAGCUGUUCAUAUCGUUGAUGCGGUAAUUCUCGGAGGCAAAGAUGUGAGGAGUAAGCACUAUCAUGAAAGAAUGGCCAUGGCUGGAUUACUAGUUAAGGCUGUCAACAAACCAACACGUCCAGAGAUGGUGCCAUUAAGGCUCAAACAAGUUUUCCGUCUGGAUAGCAGUUCACUUAAAGAUAUUUUCUCGAGAAUCGAGAUGAAAGUUGUCAAAGGAAUGGGCCGAGUACCUCGAGAGUGUUUUGUGCUGGAGGACGGCAGCCAUCUUCUUCCCAAAGGAAUUUUCUUUAUUAAACGUAUUCAAGAGCCGUGGACCUAUGCUCACAGUCGAUCAGCUAAAAGGUUGUAUUUCUACAAUAAAGAUACUAACGAGUCGACGUUUGAGAGUCCACGAGAUUCAGUGGCGUCCUUCAAAUCAUCUCUCGGUACACGUUAUUACUGGCCAUGGGAUGAUACGGAAAUGAGUCAAGAUGACGAGACCAGAGUGGAUCGGACAAAUCUUAAUGAUUUCUUUACUUCGGUACAAAACGACUUUUUACAAGGUCCAGCAAGAAAAUGACAGCGCGAUUGUUAGUUUAGUAACGGCCGGUCCUCAGCAGAAAGGUACUUCUCAUCUUCAAGCCAAGAAAAGAACACUUUUUUUGCAGAGGGAUGUUUGACCAUCAGUCACAUAUCUGUUAUUUAUUGGACAUACGCGAUAGGCUGGCGCUACAAUUCAGCCUUGGAAAGCAAGCCAAGUUCAGCAAAGAGCUAUUUAAAAUUUCCCCCCUUGGCGCCGCCCACAUUGAUGCAUUUUCGAACCGCUUCGCUUUCACCGCAAAACGCUUGCAUCCAAACUGGUGUUUUCCAAAGUCUCCCUUUUUCGCCGUCCAAACCAAUUCGUUUUCGAAAUGCUCUUUAAAUUGCCCCCAGUUUUCACACAGCUUUUAAUCCUAUGCAUCUUCAUUGAAAAAGGUUCAGCAUUUUCGUUUGUUGUAGGGUGGAUAAGAUGAAAAGAUACUCAUCCAAAAGUAUACCUGUAAUAACGCAUUUUCAUAGUUUACGUUAUUGAGUGUAAUUUCUAUGUUUGUAAGUCACAUCCAAUCAAAUUGGGAAAAAAAUGGGAAUUGCGUUUUGUAUGACUUGCGUAAUUUUGUAAGAUAGUGUAAUUUCGGUUGUGUUCCGUGUAAUUGUAUACAGUAUGGUUGUUGUUUUUAGGUUAUAAAAGGCCAUAAGUUUCACCAAAACUGACAUGACUAACACCAUGAUUCUAUGCUGUUUUUUUGCGGACAUUUUCACAUUUCCACAGAAAAUGCCGAAUUUUAAACUGACAACAUGAAACCUUAAAUUCUUGUGUUGCAUUUUAGUAAAUCUUAGGUAAAUUUUAGCGUCUGAUUUCAGUACUCACUUGCUGUGUAACUGCAUUUAAAGGCUAUUUAUAAUUUAAGGUUUAUUUUAAGAAAGAAGCUACAUCAGCCUGUGAGACACUGAAAAUAAAAGCCAAUAAAAGACAUGUUCGAGAAAACGUUGGUUGGUCUUGGUUGUCAUACAAUAACAAAUGCCAUGCUGGACAAGGAAAGAUGUCGCCAGAUUGCUGCAAACUGAAAAUUUACAGGCGCACUAUUUUGAUUAACUGAUUUAUUCCUAUGGUUACUUCGCCAUACUUUAAAAUGCAACUUCAUCCCGUGUUAAAAAUAAAUUAUUGCACUGGAAAGAAAAGAUUGUGGAUCCACAGAGAGAAGUAUAAAAACGGCCUGCAUUUAGUUAAUCAGUUGUCAAUCAUAAGUCACUCAGUUGUGUUUGUUCCUCCAAUUAGAGACUGGUCACAGACUGUAAACAGCGUUGCUGUCUCUAAAAAGAUAACUAUGGAUAACGAUCUUUUUUUUUUAAAUAGUACUGUGCCUCUGAUAAGCAGACACUUACCAGGGUCACUACUAAACAUUUUAAACUCUCAUGAGGGGAGAGCUCUUGGAAGUGGACACCUGCCCUGGUCCAAAUUGUGCCCACCUGGGCGAGUCCACCUGCUCAUUGACCAAAGGUUUAUUCUGAUGGGCCUUCCACGAGUUUUCAAAACUCUAAACUCGUGCAAAAUAUCUUUGGUGCCGUUUGCUUUGUGUCUACUGACACUGCUUUGUCUUGUGAAUUGGGACACUUCUUUGAAAAGUACUUAAAAUCACAAGGUCAUCUUUUGGGGAGGCUGGGGACUAGCCUCUAUGCUAUGCACAAGGAAAUCUGAGAUCCUCUAUUUGAAUUAAGAAUGGUCAAUGGUUGCCUUGCCAAUAUAUUUAUAUGAAAACCUUUUUUUAACACUGUAUGAAGUCUGGCUAAUUUCUUUUUAAUUUGCCAAGUUGACUUCACAUUUGUACAUUCUAAUGGUUGUCACGCACUCCUCUCUAGGGUGGAAAGACUGCAUGGCAAGCCUUUGGGAGCACCCCUUAUAAUUCUCUUGUAAUGUCUUCCAAAUAAGUACAGAAUUACAAGCAACAUAUUUAUUUUAGUACCUUUAUUAACCACUUCUUAAAUUCUAAACACAACAUGAUGAAAGAACGACAAAGAACAAUAAUAUUUUGCAUGUCUGCCACUUCUGUUUGUUAUAUCAAACUUGUGAUGAACCAAAUUGGACUCCAGACACAUGGUCGUCCAAUUUGGAUCAUCACUGGUAUGAUUUUGGAGUGAAUUGGAUUCUGCUAAAACCUGUUACCAUUACUCACUAAAUCCCAAAUUAUGUUUGAACAAUAACAUUACAUAAUUAUGUAUCACCCACAUGAUUUUUCCUCCAAAACAAAUUUUUGAACGUUAUAAGGAUAACUACAUAUUAUACCAAAAAGUGAUUCAGAGUACAAACACUGAGAACCCUGUAGUUUUUGUACAUGUAUAAAGUUCUUUUUUAGUUCACAGAACAGUUUCCUUACCUUUAUUGUUCUGUGUACAUAUGUAUUUGCUUUUGCAGUCUUUUACAUGUAGUCUCUUCGUGUAUUCAGUUAGUAAGGGUGCAACUUGAAAAAUGACAAGCGUAAAAAGGAGAGAGGGGCUUCGGGUACCACACUCCUAGCUAACUUUUUCCCUUGCUGUUUUUUACAUUGCUCACCAACUAACCAAACACCUAGAAGGGGCUAAGUACAUGUAGUGUAUUAUAAAAAACUCUUUUGCAGCAGUUAAGUACAUUUAUAUGUAUCCCCUUGCUAUCUCAUUUAUAAACACAUCCCGCCUGCCUGUUUAUCAUCAACAAUUAUAACCAGAACAUAGAGUUGUGCAUACACUCUGAUUACCUGAAAAAAUAAUUAGGUAGGAAACCCCCCCCCCCCC
This is a messenger RNA of Orbicella faveolata, 5458 nucleotides long. Its product is annotated as cap-specific mRNA (nucleoside-2'-O-)-methyltransferase 1-like. The record is from RefSeq and is a predicted model, not a curated record. NCBI's taxonomy places the organism in Eukaryota, Metazoa, Cnidaria, Anthozoa, Scleractinia, Merulinidae. Gene Ontology annotation, biological process: 7-methylguanosine mRNA capping; methylation. Gene Ontology annotation, cellular component: nucleus; cytoplasm. Gene Ontology annotation, molecular function: nucleic acid binding; methyltransferase cap1 activity; protein binding.